GUGACCCAAACGCACCACUGCCUAGCUGUUGGUUGUCUGCCGCCCCCCUCGUUCGGCCUGAAAGCAAUUCACUCUGAUGACGUCACUCGCAGAGUUGUCAUGGCGUCUUUGGGACCGAAGCUACCGCUGCAAUUUAGCUAAAAUCUGUCGACAACUCGUAAACCGAAAUGGAGAAAAAUGCAAACUUGCAUCGAGACGCUGACGGGAGCUCUUUGUGUGCUACGAUUGCGGGAGAAAUGGGCGAAGCUGCUACUGUCGCUGGAGUGAAAGGAACAGCCGACAAAUGCAAGAAUAGUGAGGCUCCUCUCAGUAGUUUGGUUAACGUUAGUUAUAAUAUCAGCACCACAACCGAUGGUGCUCCCAGUAAUGUCACUUCCAGUACCAGUACCGGGAAGUCUGACGUGCAAGAAGUGGUCGAAGUCCUCCCCGAGCAGCAGCAAGAGGAGGGGGACGAGAAGAAGAAGAAGGACGCGGAGGCGAGCGAAUUGUGGUCGGGGUCCGAUCAGAUCAGUAACGGGAUGGGGCAUGACUCUGUGGUGGCCGCAGAAGACAGCCAGGGUGGUGCCUCAAAGUUGGUAAACAACAAAACCGACGCCUCGUCCUCACCUCCCGCUAAAGAGAGCGCAGAUGUGCAGGCUGAGGUUUCCGCCAGCGGAGAAAGUGAGCCGACAAAACUUGCCAAACCGACUAAUCUGUGUCCGGACAAUGCAAACACAGAAAACGUCAAGUCGGGGCUGCUCGCUGAUAACGCCUUAUCAGAGGGAUUGCCGAGUGGGAGUGACCCCGAUCCCAGCCUCGGUGGAGAGUCUCGAAGCAUAGAUUCACUCGAGUCCUUCUCCAACCUCAACUCCUGCCCCAGCUCCGACCUGAACAGUGAGGGGCUGGAGGACAGAGGACUGGCCUUGGCCCUGCAGAACGAGUACGGGGCUGAUGGCACGAAGAGUUCAUAUGCGAAGGACAGGGCCGCCGGCCAGUCCAUAUACCACAUUAAGUGGAUCAAAUGGAGGGAGGAGAAUACGCCGAUCAUCACCCAGAAUGAGAAUGGCCCCUGUCCAUUACUGGCCAUCAUGAAUGUCCUUCUGCUUGCAUGGAAGGUUAAGAUGCCACCUAUGAUGGAAAUUAUAACUGCUGAGCAACUGAUGGAGUAUCUCGGUGACUACAUCCUGGAAACCAAACCUAAAGAGAUAUCAGAAGCUCAGCGGUUAAACUAUGAGCAGAACAUGAGUGAUGCCAUGGCAGUGUUGCAUAAGCUGCAGACAGGUCUGGACGUGAACGUGAAGUUCACCGGGGUGCGAGUCUUUGAGUACACCCCAGAAUGCAUUGUGUUUGAUCUGCUGGACAUCCCUCUUUACCACGGCUGGCUGGUUGACCCCCAGAUGCAUGAUAUUGUCAAGGCAGUGGGCAACUGCAGCUAUAACCAGCUGGUCGAAAAGAUAAUAUCCUGUAAACAGUCAGACAACAGUGAGCUGGCAGGAGAAGGCAUCGUAGCAGAGCAGUUUUUAAACAGCACAGCCACCCAGCUGACUUACCAUGGACUGUGUGAGCUCACAUCUACGGUACAGGAGGGAGAGCUCUGCGUCUUUUUCAGGAAUAAUCACUUCAGCACCAUGAUCAAAUACAAGGGCCAGCUGUACCUUCUGGUUACAGACCAAGGUUUCCUGACGGAGGAGAAGGUUGUCUGGGAAAGUCUGCACAACGUUGAUGGCGACGGCAAUUUCUGCGAUUCGGAGUUCAGGUUGCGGCCUCCUUCUGAUCCAGAGACUGUAUACCGUGGCCAGCAGGAUCAGAUAGACCAGGAUUAUCUGAUGGCGCUGUCACUGCAGCAGGAGCAGCAAAGCCAGGACUUACAGUGGGAACAACUCCCAGAAGGCAUCAGUGAUCUAGAGCUGGCGAAAAAGCUUCAGGAGGAGGAGGACCGACGAGCCUCCCAGUACUACCAGGAGCAAGAGCAGGAGCAGGCGGCGGCGGCGGCACACGCACAGGAGGGCCAGCAGGAUGCUGCCGAGGGGGCCGAGACGGACAGAGGUGGUCCAGGAGCAGGGGGAGCAGCAGCCAGCGGUGGCGUAGCAGCACCGGCUGGAGCCACACCCAGCCCGGGGAAACAGUCAUCUAGUGGGGAGCGUAAAGCCAAGAAAGAAUCAAAAGAUAAAGACAAAUGUGUUAUUUUGUAACAUAUAGCUGUCUGCGUGAGUGUGCAUGUGAGUGUUUUGUGCAUUUGCUUAUCUGUGAGAAAGGGGACAGAAUUUUUUCUCCAUGGACUGGACACACACAACGCACAGCCCCCACUUGAUGGCAAACAAGGGAAGGAGACGAUUGAGGAGAGAUGUGACUAACAGAGGAUUUGCUGUUCCCAAACCACUGGUGCCUGCUAUCCUCUAUCCUCAGUGGAACCUGGACAUCAGAGGAAGGGGCACAACAACAACUACUACCCCUUCUCUUUCUUAGAGUCCGCCAAACUUUGUUACAAGUUGCACACUAUAUUUGUGAAGGGAGGGAGGGGGGUCAAGUUUAUCUAGGGAUGGUGUAUUUUAUAGCCAACGACAUAAUCCGAAGAAACAAAAUCUCACCCUCUCACAUUCUCUUCUUUUACAAAACUUAAUUCACUUUGGUCAUUUUUUUCAGUAGUGCAGCUUAUAAGCUUUUUUGUAUGCGUCAAUAUUUACAAAACAUAUAUAGCCGUUGAUGCCAAGAUUCACAUUUUAUUUAUCUGAGUAACCUGUAGCUUUGGGAGAGGUUCUAUGUUUUUUUGUUCCUUUUCUCUCAGUCUAAAGGGAAGUCGAUGUAACGCCACUCGUGUCCCCUCUGAUACACUACAUACUAAGGGUUAAUUAGCUGCCAGAUACUGUAGCUAUGUUACAACACUCAUCACAGCUUGCCCUGUUCAGAUUUGCCUUACCAGAGUAUGGCAGUGUUGUAUUCUGCUCUGUCUGAAUGUGUAUGUGCAGUAAAUGUGUGCUACUUUGGUAUAAAUGUGUCAUUUACUGAGCAUCACUGAUGUAACAAGGUUGUUUUUUUGUGUAUGCUGCAUCAGUUAAGCUACACAUUUGGGACAUUUUGUGUCUUUUAUGUUGUGAUUCUGUUUCACAAAAACAAGAUUUGGGACAGGAAAACUGCAGGUUGCUUUGGCACGUUAUGUCUGAAACUGAUGUUUGUGAGACGCGGCUAUCUUUCGGCAGAUUAGGUUUGCGUUCGAUGGCACCUAGUUUAGAGUGAGCGGUAGUUUGAAAGUCUGUUCUGACAGCUUCCUGUAGAGCGUGUGUGUCUGUGUGUGUGGAGACACUGUUAGGAUCGGGGCUUUGAAUUCAGUAAUCCACACACAUUUCUCUGAACAACUGAGGUCCUUUUAUUAACAUAUAAAUUGGACUCCAAAUAUGUGACAUUAGGAUCAGGAUAUACAAUAUAAUAGAGUCAGAUUUAACAGCAGGCCAAUAGUAUCCUAUGAUAUUAGCCAUUUGACAGUUUGUCAAUAUCGGCAUUCAUAAUGGCCAUUAAAUGAAAACUAAUAAAGUAAAGAAAAGAUGGGAGAAACACCCUUCAGCUAUUUUAUGAGUGUUGAUGUUGCAUACUUUGUCCACCAGAGGGCACUUUGCAACUUCCUUGUUGGCAACACAAGUGUUUGGAACCCACUGCCGGCUAAUCCGAGCAGAGUCGACCAUAAACGAGCAAAUAAAAUAAAACUAAAAAAUAACAAAUGUUAUGGAAAUCUGUUUGUUUUGUGGCUAAUUUAUUGUAAAAUCAGAUUUUUAAAUCAAAAAUCGAUAUUUGUAUAUAUCAGGCUCUACAAGAUAAUUUUCAACUUUGAAUUUUUCCCCCAUUGUUCUCCACAGUUCUCCCUUUCCUAGCUCCUUCUUAGUCAGCUUCAGAGAAGACUGAUUUUAUCAGAUAUUUAUGAACAUUCAGGCCCAAAGUUCGCAGACAAAGCUGUCUUUGGAGGUUGUAGGAAAUUCUGUGGUAUCACCUUUAAACUUGUGUGCAUUUUCACUGCAGCGCUGCGCAUGCAGGCACAUGAUGUACAUAUUUAUCUAACCCAUUCUUAUAAUUUAGCUAGCGGUUUGUGCCAUUAUUGUACCAGGAGACUGCCUCCUGACAAACUUUUUCUAUCUACACAUUCCAGUCGGAUGCCUUGACUCAAGCCUUCUGCUAGAGACUGAGGGAGACAGUUGGCGUAGGAGGUCUUUGCAGUGCUUGUAAAGUGGUUUCCAUUAUUUUGUUGAGUGAGAAGAAAAUUCUCUGUCAGGACAGCAGGCUACCUACUGUGUGGGAAACCUUUCUUACGAGCUUUGUGUGAUGGCUGGAGUUUGAGCUCCCCAUUUGUUUCUUUGGCCCUAGCAAGGCUAUGUUUUGUAUAUAUAUACAUAACUACAGUUGAAUAUAUAACGCCUUACAGCAUUUCAGCAUAUUUUAUAGGACAAAAGGAAACAGGCGUAUUACCAGAAUGAGACAAUCCAUACAUUUUUCACGUAAACAUCAGAACUACUCUCAGGCCUUUUUUGAAGGGACAUAUCCUCGGGUGUCUUUUCAGAUGUUAAUGUUUCUAAUGACACGGUUCCUCGGCCUGAAGUCACUAUCUCAGUCGCAACUUUUAAGUAUCCGUUAUAUGUACGCACCACACAACUAUUAGGACACUUUGAAGGACUUGACACUAACACUGUUAUUGACAGUUGAAUUCAUUCAAAUAACAGUAAAGAGCAAUGGACUGGCUGCUCCUGGUGAAAAAUAAAGACCUCGCUGAACAGGGUUAAGGAACAUUGUUACUUCUUUGCAGAUUCUUUUUCAUGCACCUUAAAGUAAUAAAGUAAUCAAAAUUUCUCUUAUAGAAGAUAGAGGGGAAGCUUUCUGAUAUUUUUUUCACCCUGUCUUGGCCCAUCAACAAACAUGCUGAUUAAACAUUCCAGAGGAGAUUUUUUAAAAUGAAACUUUAUUUUAAAGUUGGAUUUGAUUUUGAAGAUUUUUAUGUGGGUCUUUGUUUGAAUACAGCGUGAAGUUACACAAAUGCCACAGAUUUUUACUAUUGUUUCAGAUUUACUACUGUGCAUCAGCUUGCUACUCCUAGUCAUUAUCACCUGAAUUAAGUAUUUUUGUUGUAAUGUGUUUGGUUCACCCUACUUCCUAUGAUGAAUUGAUCAGAAGGAUAUUGUGUGUUUAAUGUCUCAAAGUGGUCUCUUGUAUGCCUUGUAAAAGUGAUGGUGGGGUAAAUGCUGUAAAAUUAGUAUUUUGACAAGGUGAUCGUUGAACAUAUAGUUGUUGUAAUUGGUUUUGCACUGUUACAUUGAUAUGCACUAACAGAAAAAAAACAUACCUCAUUUUCUACGGAACACAAAUUGUGCAAGAGUGCUAUUGUUUUUUUGGGUACCUUUAAAAAAAAAAGUAAAUAAUGGCCAAAAUAAUAAUUCUUAGUAGCAGUUGCUCCUAAGCCAGCUAAAUAAUACGAAUUUGUAAAAGUGUGAAAGGGCUGAUUAAAUGUUUUGGCUUAAAAUGAAAGGAUACAUCUGUUACAAGGAGCCACUCUGUUUCCAGAAAUGGCGGGAUGUUGUGCAAAAUGUAAAAAUAGACAAAACGUACAACUUUGCAGAGAAAUAUGGAAGCUUGUUUCAGCCACUGAAAAAGGAGCCAUUCAUAAUAAUCUCAUAAUGUUGACUUACUUUUUCAGAAGUUUGAGUUUGUAACUCAAACUUGAGAAAAUAACUUGAAAUUUUGACUUGGCUUUAGCUAAAACUGGGGGGUUUUCAGUGGCAGCAACAAGCUUCCAUAGAGAAACCCUGUUUUGAACUGAAAUAGAAAAAAGGCAACAUAUCAAAUAUUAAAACCUGGGUAGUUUUUUUUAGUUUUUUUUACUUUUUCUUACAUAUGCACAUUUUGAAUAUGACGCCAGGAACACAUUUCAAAUAAAUCUAAAGUCGCAUUUUCUUUUCACAAUGCCAUGUUUUCACUUUUUGAGAGAUUUUGACUGUAAGCAUUCAAGUUUAGCAGCCAGACUCUCAAAAACAGAGCCAUGCUGUUGUCACGUCCCUUUCUUCUGUGUGAAACACGUUGGUCCAAAAUCUAUAGAUAUUGUUCAGCAUUAAUGGGACCUUUGCAGAUUAACAAAUUGCUCGUGUCGCUCAUGGGCCUCCGUACAAUCACAGGUGCUGAACGGCCCCUCUCCUUUUUACUCUGGAGGACGUGGUGCCACUGGUUUCCAGAAAGACCCUUCAAACCCACACACAGUUGUCUGCUUCAGCUCAGUCCACUAUAAAAGAGGCCGUGGUGUUUGUGGAUCUUGCUGUACAUGAGGUUUUUAACUUUGUGGAUGCAGCAUCACUGCUUGCAGAACUGUUUCAGAGUCCACGCAGUGAUUCCCACCACGAUUGUGCCUGUUUUUAAGGCAGUGCAGCCCCAGAGCCUGAUGAUCCUCACAGUCAUUCAGUUCAGGUUUUUCCAGCCUUGUCAUUUGUAUUGAGAGAUUUUGUCCAGAUUCUCUGAGUCUUGUAUUGAUGAUAAAAAUGAUGAAAUCACCAAAUUCUGUGCAGUUCUCGAAUAAGAACACUUAGAUGCCUAUGUCCGUUUUUUGUUUUUUUUAAAAUUUGUUUGUUUUUGGGUUUUUUGUGUUGCUUGCUUCAAAUUUAAAAUGAGCAUUAAAAAAAUUGCUUAGUUAUAACAUAUGGCACUUUUGUAGUAUUUAUAAUUAAAUGUAUGGUUUAAAUUAAUUUAAAGUCUUCUUGUGGUUUAAUUAUAUUUUUCACAGCAUCCAGAUGUUUUUGGAAAUCGGGUCGUGGCACCACUUCAAUAGAACUUGCUGCAAUUUGAUAUAUUCGUAGUUAGCGGUACAUCUACACCAGACUCAAGUAUACCAAUACAAAGACUGGAGUUAUCAGCUCGGCGCUGACAGAUGACGACAAAAAAUGCAGGAAAAAAACUGAUAUUCAAUUCCAUCAGCAAAAAAAUGGUGUAGGUUAACCCCUAACUAGUUUUUUCCCAUCAAAUCCAUCAUUUCAUUACUCAAUGUUCUCAAAGAAAGGCAACAGGUCAAAAGUACUUAAAAAUGUGAAAAUGCUUCAUCGGGCUCGAGUGUUUUCAUUAAUGUAGCAGAGGGAAACGUUCAUUGUUGUUGUGUGACAGAUAGAUCCAGAGUGCUGAACAAUCUAAAGGGAGAUCUUUUCUUUAUUGCAAUAUCAAAACUCCCAGAUUUUACCCUGUGAUGCAUGUACAGUGUGGGCUGAAAAAUAAAGAGGAGUAAAAGUUCAUCAUCGAUUAUCCCAAGAAAUUUAUUUUCCACUGUCCGGCCUGUUUUGUUUAUAUUUCGCAUAAAAGCAGCAAACAAAAAGGAAAGCGUUUGUGAAUAUGGGAGGUUACUCAUUUGUGUUGAUUUCAAUGUUCAUGUAUUUACAUAAAUGACCAAAUAAUGUAUGUAGCCUUUCACAUUACAGUCACAUAUUGUAUAUGGUGAUAUAUAUAUAUAAAUAUAUAUAUAACAAAAUGCCUUAUAGACGAGGGACAUUCAACCUGAUUAGAAGUUACCAGGAAAAUAAAAAACUAAGAUAAG
Oreochromis aureus is the source of this 7522-nucleotide messenger RNA. RefSeq names its product MINDY lysine 48 deubiquitinase 2 (gene mindy2). NCBI's taxonomy places the organism in Eukaryota, Metazoa, Chordata, Actinopteri, Cichliformes, Cichlidae. The record is from RefSeq and is a predicted model, not a curated record. Gene Ontology annotation, molecular function: cysteine-type deubiquitinase activity; K48-linked deubiquitinase activity; cysteine-type carboxypeptidase activity. Bases 168 to 2171 code for a protein of 667 amino acids. Gene Ontology annotation, biological process: protein K48-linked deubiquitination. Gene Ontology annotation, cellular component: cytosol; cell periphery. The transcript has 9 exons.